AUGGAUAAACCAACAAUGAAGAGUGUUAUUAUUGUAGCUACACUGGCCACUGUCGCAAAGCUGUCAAUGGCUGAGAACGUGACAUCUUUCUAUCAUCAGACUGUGACUCUACAGCCCGGUGAUCUGUCCUUCUGUGAUGAGGCGAUGUUAACUACAGUUUCUGACUUUGGAGAAACUUCCACCAUCGCACCCACAGAAACAGAGCAGGUUUGGGUAUGGUCCACUCUCGCAUGGCCCUGGUGGACGAUUCUCCAGCUAGUCUCUGCGAUCGUUGGCCUCGUCGGGAACCUUCUCGUCAUCAUCGUCACCUUUCAGCGUCGAUCAACAAGUCGAUCUACCGAUAUCUUAGUUGGUAAUUUAGCUAUCGCCGACUUCUUAACUUCGCUUCUCCUGAUUCCUCGACCUCAAGCGACCCGUGUACCUAACACGAGCCUUGGUAACUUCUACUGUAAGCUGGUCUGGUCAGCUUUCUUCAGAUGGACUGCUGUAAGUGCGUCAAUCUAUACCCUGAUGACGAUAUCCUUCGAUAGAUUCUUUGCGGUGGUCUAUCCGCUUCGAUUCAACCGUAUCGUCAACCGCCGUCUCGUCUCCUACAUCGUCAUCUGCGUGUGGCUCCUUGCCGUACUCAUUCCUAUAUCAGGCUUCAUCAUGUUCCGCGUCGACGUCGUUAGCCAACGAUGUGUUCUCAAGUUUCCUACAGUCGAGGGGCAGGUUGUUUUCGGUUGUUUUGUCUUUGCCACUCGUCUCGCCAUCCCAGCACUCACCAUGCUUAUCACCCAGGUUCUUAUCGCUCGGGAGCUCCAGAAGCAAUCACUGCGCUUCAAAUCCAACAAAGGCAACUCCCAGAGCAAUGCCUCGUUUCAUAUCGUGGCUCGGAACCGUGUCCUCAAGCUAAUGGCUAUUGUCAUUGUCAUCUACAUCGUCACCUGGGGGCCGAACCAGACUGUCUUCUUCGGCCUCAAUGUCGGCCUCGUGUCCUCUACCUACUUCUUUAGUCCUUUCUAUCGCAUCCUUAAUGUCCUGGCGUUUUACAACUCCUGCGCGAACCCUAUCAUCUACGCGGCAAGGUUCCCCCAGUUUCGGGUCGCUGUGAAAGGAUUGUUCGUCAGGGAUGCCCAGGGACGGUCAUCCAUCUUCGAGCAAGAUACAGGAAACAAACCCAAGCCAGGAGCGGCUAACAACGGCACGUUAUCGAAUACACUUUCGUCCAAUAACACCCUCUCAACCAGUGAAUCUGCAGAAAAUAAAGCCUGA
This is a messenger RNA of Lytechinus pictus (painted urchin), 1254 nucleotides long. Its product is annotated as allatostatin-A receptor-like. Gene Ontology annotation, cellular component: membrane. Gene Ontology annotation, molecular function: G protein-coupled receptor activity. The transcript has a single exon. NCBI's taxonomy places the organism in Eukaryota, Metazoa, Echinodermata, Echinoidea, Temnopleuroida, Toxopneustidae. Gene Ontology annotation, biological process: G protein-coupled receptor signaling pathway. The record is from RefSeq and is a predicted model, not a curated record. The coding region runs from base 1 to 1254 and encodes 417 amino acids.